Messenger RNA from Cuculus canorus (common cuckoo), 1474 nucleotides. RefSeq names its product cilia and flagella associated protein 68 (gene CFAP68). Lineage: Eukaryota; Metazoa; Chordata; Aves; Cuculiformes; Cuculidae. Gene Ontology annotation, cellular component: nucleus. The record is from RefSeq and is a predicted model, not a curated record. The transcript is spliced from 3 exons.
AUGGACUGGGACAGAACUCCUGUUUUCCCAUAUGUCUGGAAGUGCCCCACCAAUGAAAAUGAUUACUCAGUGAAAACCCUUACAGGGAACAGGAAUACAGAGUGAUAUGAUAUCCAGAGAAUUGUUCACACCGCCCUGCUAAAAGUGAACUUUUCUGCUUCAAAAACACACUCUUCAGAUUACAACAAGGAAAAGCAUCAGAGAAUAAAAAGAUUCAAACAAGAACCUCACUGGCUUCUGGGCCACCGCCCAGAGUUGUAACCUCCUUCGUUUAACUCAACUGCCUAGUCCUGCUACGCAAUAGACUUCAGCCCUCCCUACGGCAGCAUCUUCUUUGCACUUGGAGAAGGGACAAGGAGGAUGGAGGAAAAGCAACAGAGAUGGGGAGAACCUGCAGAUUAGGCCUUCAGAAAAACAGGAGGGCUGUCUGCUAGCAGUGCUACCAGGAUAUCCUUCGAGCAGAAAAAACUCAGAUUAAAGCCAAAUGUAGUAUCAUGCGAAAAAUAUUCUUCCUGCUUUCUAAGCCAUAUUGUUGGUAACCUGCAUGUGUUCCUGUCAUUUGGUUUCGUCCAGAAGUGACUGCGAGUCACCAGUCACCCUUGUCAGUCAAGCCCAACUAACACCUUAACUGGAAGAGCUUAUUAGAAUCAGCUCACAGGAACACCAGCCCGUGGCAAUUAGGUGGGAUUUGGGGUAUCUGACAAUGACCCCCACAUCACUGAGCGCUCACUUUAUGUUUCUUUCGUAAAGCCAUGAAAGAAGGAUGCUCUCUCAGUUCAUUUGAGAUUUAAACUGUUCCCUUCUAAGAUAACUUUUGCCUCAGCGGGCGUGAGGAGCAUAGAAAUAGGUCAGGUCGUGGCUGAGUCUGAUGGUCUGUGCAACAGAUUUAAGCAUUCUGUCCUCUUUGGAGAUGAAUUUUAGAAACUCGGUCCCAGUAAUACAGACUUUCCUUUAUGCUCAUAUCGCUUUGAAGAGAGGUGAUAAGCAGAUGGUGAGCCCUGAGAAGAACUUAGUAGUGUUUCGUGCCCCUCAACAAUAUUAGCAUAAAUCAGAUUAAUACUGUAGACAUCGGAUCUUGUUCAUUGUUUGAAGGACACUGAUCACAUGGUUUCAAAGUGAUGUGAUUUGCACCAUGAGAGCAGGAUAUUUUUCUCCUCUCUGGAUGUAUCUCUGUUUACUGCAGCUAUGCAGUUUUCAUCUGCUCUGAACUCGUUGUAGGGCUUGGGUGCCUCUCCAUAACAUGAGUCACUCUAGAGAUUUAAGAUAUAGUUGUCUUCCAAUUGGUUGUUAUCUAAUACCCACACUUGGAAUGGGUUUCAAUUGUCAUGAAGUUGUUUCACCAGUCUGAUCGCCCCUGGAGAAACUUUUCUCUUGCUUGUGAAACACUGAAAUCCUCUGGUAGCACUGAAGGGAAAGGCUCAUGCGAUUAGAUGUUAGCAAAAGUGUUUCUGAACACCAAAAGAAGCUCUCCUGG